AUGGACAAAUUUCUUGGUCAGGAUGAUGAUCCCAAUUGUGUCAAAUGUGAUAUUCGUGCCGUAUGUGUUCGUAUGGGAAAUACAACCGGUGUCAGUUGUGUUUGUAUGCCCGGUUUCACUCUAACAGCAACUGGUCAAUGUAUUCUUGAAGGUCAUUGUUCAAAUGAAAGUCAAUGUUUGUGUCUAAAUGGUUACGGUGGUAUUAUGUGUGAAUUAGAUAUUAAUGAAUGUGUGCAAAGUAUCACAGGAGAUAAUAUUUGUGGAAAUCAUCCAUGUACUAAUUUACCUGGUGAUUAUCAUUGUCAAUUUAGUGGCAUUGGUCUAUUUGUUAUUAUUCUGUCAUCAGUCAUUGUUACGUUAAUUGUUUUAUUUUUAAUAUUAUUAUCUAUUCGAACAUUUUUACAAUAUCGAUUAACACGAAUAGCAAAAGAAAAAGAUCCACAGUCAAAUCCACAUUUGGUGACAUUAACAACGGGUUUUGAUGAUUCAGCAUGUGUGAGACCGAUAAAACGAAUUUAUAUGCCAAUGACUACAAGUUUUCAAUCGAUCUCAAAUGAUAAACAAACAAAAAUUGAUGAAAUAUUUCCACCACAAUAUGAGGAUACAAAAAGUUAG
Messenger RNA from Didymodactylos carnosus, 615 nucleotides. The record is from the annotation of a GenBank genome assembly. NCBI's taxonomy places the organism in Eukaryota, Metazoa, Rotifera, Eurotatoria, Philodinida, Philodinidae.